UUUUAUUUUUUCGAGAAUCCAUGAUAGGCGGUCAUGUGGUAGAGCUUGAAAUAUUUGAGUUAUUAAUUUUUUUGUGCAGAAAAAUCGUUCGAAAGAAAGAUAGGUUUUGGAUUCAUGCGGAAGAAUUGAGUGGAAAAUUUAAAUGCAAAUAUUGUUCUAAAGUGUACUCGGGUGGUGUCGCAAGACUCAAAUCCCACUUAUCUCAAGUUUCAGGACGUGAUAUUGAGACAUGUGAUAAAGUACCACCAAAUGUACAAACAGAAGCAUUCAUAGCUAUAUGUGGAGAUCCUAGUAAAAGAGCUAAGAGUACUGGAAGUACGAAUGUCAAUGAGUCUGGAGAGAGUAUCGCAGUUUCUGGUUCUAGAUCAUUUGGAGGAACUAAUCAAAUGACAAUGCAUGAAGUUUACAAGAAAAAGAACAAAGAAGAAGUUGAUCAGUCUCUUGCUAAGUUUUUUAUAAUGAAUAACAUUUCUUUUAAUGUUGUUCAGUCAGAGUCAUUCAUUGACCUUAUAAAAGAUGUUGCAAAUUAUGGCUCUGGUUAUAAAGUACCAUCUUAUUCAACACUGCGAACAAAAUUGAUUCCAAAUGAAAAAAAGGAAGCCGAGACAUAUGUUGGAAAGGUGAAAUCCUCAUGGUAUUUGAGUGGCUGCACCAUUAUGUCAGAUGGUUGGACUGACUUGAAAGGAAAAGCAUUCACUAAUGUUAUUGCCUAUUCACCUGGAGGUGCGAUUUUUAUGAACUCUUUUGAAUGCUCCAAGGAGAGAAAAACUGCUAUGUAUCUUAAAGAUAUUUUAUCAUCUGUAAUUGAAGAUAUUGGGCAAGAUAAUGUUGUCCAACUAAUCACUGACAAUGGUAGUAAUUUUCUAGCAGCAGGCGAUAUGCUUUUGGGAAAGUAUCCAAGAAUGUACAAGACACGAUGUGCGGCACAUGGCUUACAAUUGCUCUUAAAAGAUAUAUAUAAGAAUGCUGAAUGGGUACGAAUUGUGAUUGAUGAGGCGAGGUUGAUUGAAAAUCAUAUGUACAAGCACACCGUUCUCUUGGCAUUGAUGCGAGAAGCUACUCAGAAAGAAUUAAAGCAUCCUUGUAUUACAAGAUUUGCUUCAAAUUUUCUUGUGCUGCAAUCACUUGUGGAUGUUGAGAAUGAAUUAAGGCUUUUUGUUGCUUCUGCUGAAUGGAGAGAAAGUAACUUAAACAAGAAUCGGCAAGCAAAAAAAGUAACUGAGUUAGUCCAAAAUAAUGAAUUUUGGAAUAGAGCAAAGGAGGUCCUACAAGCUUUAGAGCCUAUUGUUCGAGUCCUACGUUUAGUUGAUGGUGAGGGAUCUACUUCUGGAUACUUAUAUGAUGCUAUGGAAAGAGCCAAAGAAGCAAUCAAGUGUCGCUUGGGUAAUAAUCAAAAUAAAUUCAUGCGCAUAUGGGAGUUAUUUGAUGAAAGAAGAAAUGGAAAUAUUAUACAUCCUAUACAUGCAGCUGCAGCUCUUCUGAAUCCAGCUUAUAUGUGUCGUGAAAGGUUUAGAGAGAGUCGAGAGAUGAAAGAUGGCAUAGGUUUCAUGUUUGAGAAUUUAAUUCUUCCCGAGGAGAAAGAAGAUUUUUUAAAACAAGUACAACUUUAUCGUUCUAGAUCAACUUUAAUUUUCAAUUCUACGGCGUUGAUGAUGUUAAAAACCUCACAUCCUCGAGUUUGGUGGGAUUAUUGUGGUGAUCCACUUCCAGUGCUAAGAAAAUAUGCAGUUCGUAUUUUAAGCCAACCAUGUAGUUCUUCAUCUUGUGAGAGAAAUUGGAGUGCCUAUGAAGCAGCACAAACAAAAAAAAGAAACAGAUUAUCUUCGGAAAUGUUAGAUAAUCUUGUUUAUACUAGAAUGAAUAUAUUAGCAAUGAAAAAAUGGUCAACUUUGGAAUCACAAGAUUUGGAGCCUAUUAAUUUAGAAAAACUUCAUGAACUUUCGGAGUAUAUAGAUGAUGGAAAAGGCGGAGAUGGAGACGACGGCGAAGAAAUUGAAGAAACUUCAUUAACUAACCUCGACCUUUUGUGGUUAAAUCAAGAGUUGGAGUUCGCUGAUUAUAAUUACUAAAACUUUAUGUGCUUGUAUGCUCUAUGUUUAUUCAAGCUUUUAUGUAUGCUUAUAUGUGGAAUUGUGUGCUUGUAUGCUCUAUGUUUAUUCAAGCUUUUAUGCAUGCUUAUAUGUGGAAUUGUGUGCUUAUCUGCUCUAUGUUUAUUCAAGCCUUUAUGUAUACUUAUAUGUUGAAUUGUGUGCUUGUAUACUCUAUGUUUAUUCAAGCCUUUAUGUAUCUUUU
Messenger RNA from Ananas comosus (pineapple), 2292 nucleotides. RefSeq lists its product as uncharacterized. Gene Ontology annotation, molecular function: protein dimerization activity; DNA binding. The coding region runs from base 21 to 2069 and encodes 682 amino acids. The transcript has 2 exons. NCBI's taxonomy places the organism in Eukaryota, Viridiplantae, Streptophyta, Magnoliopsida, Poales, Bromeliaceae. The record is from RefSeq and is a predicted model, not a curated record.